GGACGAGGCACAGCUUGGCUCUGCACUGCCGUGUGACUAGAAAUUGUAAUCACGGAGAAAGAGGGAGAGACAGCCGGGAGAGAGACCAAGAAAGACAGACGGACAGACCUCACUGAGCCUGGCUCCUGCUAGGAGAGGGCGCUGGGGUGCAGCCAGAGCCAGGGAUAGAUGGAGGAGAAAGAGAGGGGGCCCCGGCGGUCCCAGGGGGGCCGAGACAGUGCCGGGGUAGCCUGAGGAGGGGGCCAGAGCCGGGUGGGGACCGAGCCGGGCAGGGAGCGGAGCCGAGCUGGGUCUGCGGGUGCAGAGGAAGGAGGCUGCGGUGGGGAGAGGAGCCGAGGCAGGAGCCAGGUGGAAGGAGACCAGGCUGUGAGCGGGGACGGGGCAGAGGACUGCUGCAGUGGCCAGGGAGAGCCCUCCCCAGGGGCAGGAAGGGCGACAGGCCAGGGGGGGGCGCGGGGAGACCCAAGAAGCCCCUGCGCCCCCCCCAGCAGCACCUCACAGGGAGCCCUGGAGAGCUGGGGAGGCAGCGCCCGGCCCGCUGGAGGCAUGUGCAGGGGGGCCUGGGGCACAGAGAGGCCCAGCGGAAGCCAAGCCACCAGGCCCCCCAGCGGCCGCGCGGAGCAUGAGCAUUGAGGAUGGCGUGUGCCCGCGGCUCCCAGUGCCCCCCGCUGCCGCCCGGUAGGAUGUCCUGGCCCCACGGGGCACUGCUCUUCCUCUGGCUCUUCUCCCCACCCCUGGGGGCCGGCGGGGGCGGCGUGGCCAUCACAUCCGCUGCUGGAGGGGGCUCCCCACCGGCCACCUCCUGCCCCGCGGCCUGCUCCUGCAGCAACCAGGCCAGCAGGGUGAUCUGCACGCGGAGAGAGCUGGCUGAGGUCCCGGCCAGCAUCCCCGUCAACACGCGCUACCUGAACCUGCAGGAGAACGGCAUCCAGGUGAUCCGCACAGACACCUUCAAGCACCUGCGGCACCUGGAGAUCCUGCAGCUGAGCAAGAACCUUGUGCGCAAGAUCGAGGUGGGCGCCUUUAACGGGCUGCCCAGCCUCAACACGCUGGAGCUCUUUGACAACCGGCUGACCACGGUGCCCACGCAGGCCUUCGAGUACCUGUCCAAGCUGCGGGAGCUCUGGCUCCGCAACAACCCCAUCGAGAGCAUCCCCUCCUACGCCUUCAACCGCGUGCCCUCGCUGCGCCGCCUGGACCUGGGCGAGCUCAAGCGGCUGGAGUACAUCUCGGAGGCAGCUUUCGAGGGGCUGGUCAACCUGCGCUACCUCAACCUGGGCAUGUGCAACCUCAAGGACAUCCCCAACCUGACCGCCCUGGUGCGCCUGGAGGAGCUGGAGCUGUCGGGCAACCGGCUGGACCUGAUCCGCCCGGGCUCCUUCCAGGGCCUCACCAGCCUGCGCAAGCUGUGGCUGAUGCACGCCCAGGUGGCCACCAUCGAGCGCAAUGCCUUCGACGACCUCAAGUCGCUGGAGGAGCUCAACCUGUCCCACAACAACCUGAUGUCGCUUCCCCACGACCUCUUCACACCCUUGCACCGCCUCGAGCGGGUGCACCUCAACCAUAACCCCUGGCACUGCAACUGCGACGUGCUCUGGCUGAGCUGGUGGCUGAAGGAGACGGUGCCCAGCAACACGACGUGCUGCGCCCGCUGCCACGCGCCGGCAGGCCUCAAGGGCCGCUACAUCGGCGAGCUGGACCAGUCGCACUUCACCUGCUACGCGCCGGUCAUUGUGGAGCCGCCCACGGACCUCAAUGUCACCGAGGGCAUGGCCGCCGAGCUCAAGUGCCGCACGGGCACCUCCAUGACCUCCGUCAACUGGCUGACGCCCAACGGCACCCUCAUGACCCACGGCUCCUACCGCGUGCGCAUCUCCGUCUUGCACGACGGAACGCUCAACUUCACCAACGUCACCGUGCAGGACACGGGCCAGUACACGUGCAUGGUGACGAACUCGGCCGGCAACACCACCGCCUCCUUUGACGCCUGUCCCUCCCUCCCUCCCCCACCCCUGAGACCCAAGAGACAGACGCCGCCGGAGCUGGCGACACCCGGCGUCCCCGCGCUAGCUCCGCUCCCGGCUGCCGGCCGGUGGCUGGGGGUCGGGGCGGCCAGCCCCUCGUGCCCAUAG
This is a messenger RNA of Ictidomys tridecemlineatus (thirteen-lined ground squirrel), 2132 nucleotides long. The record is from RefSeq and is a predicted model, not a curated record. Lineage: Eukaryota; Metazoa; Chordata; Mammalia; Rodentia; Sciuridae.